CUACGGAAUCUCUUUCUUCCGUCUCUCUCACUCACUCUUUCCUUUAUAAAUCGUUCUUCUCUCAAACCCUGUUUUCGCCUCUCGCGAUCGAAUAGGGAGGACUGAGGAGAAAAGAACUAAGAAGCUUGCGGCUUGAUCGAUUCGGGCUGCUUUUGGCGGCCCGGAUCUCGUCGUCCUCUGAUCGUACGGCGGGGGCGGGCUUGUCGGCCACUGCCUACGUGAGUGUCCGUCAAGAAACGGGAAAUAAAGGAACCGCCUUUCUCGUGUUUCUCUUCCAGUUUUCCUGUGACGCUUUCAGUCCAUUGCCUUGUUUUCGUUCUCCGCAUUCCGGUUACAUUACCGGAGAAAAAGAAAGAAACGCUGAAGGAAGAGUACAAUCUUCUCUGUGUAAGCAAUCUGCGUGUUAGAUAUCUUCAGCACUGUUCGUUUUAAGUCAUAGAAGAUGACUUGGUUAUAUCAAGAGGGAGCAGCUUGGCUGAUGCUCAUGGAGGCCAAUGGCCUAGUAAAGAUAACAAGAAGGAACCACAUGGCUCAAGGAGAUAUUGAUGCGAAAUCUAAAAGUGAAUUUGGCGAGCUUGAUCCAUGGACAGCUUGGGCAUACAAGCCACGCACAAUAUCUUUACUCCUCAUCGGGACAUGUAUAUUAGUUUGGGCAAGUGGAGCACUUGAUCCUGAAAGCACAGCAUCAAAAGACAUUGUUUCAUCAGUAAAGAGGGGUGUUUGGGCAAUGAUUGCAGUGUUCCUAGCCUAUUCCUUGCUGCAAGCACCUUCAACGGUCCUUAUAAGGCCGCAUCCUGCCAUUUGGCGCUUGGUUCAUGGAAUGGCUGUGGUGUACCUUGUUGCCCUCACUUUUUUGCUUUUUCAGAAUCGUGAUGAUGCUCGGCAGUUUAUGAAAUAUCUCCACCCUGAUCUAGGAGUUGAACUACCUGAAAGGUCAUACGGAGCUGAUUGUCGUAUUUAUGUCCCUGAUAAUCCAAAAAGCAGGUUUAUCAAUGUUUAUGAGACAUUAUUUGACGAGUUUGUUCUUGCUCAUAUUUUUGGAUGGUGGGGGAAGGCGAUAAUGAUACGUAACCAGCCCCUUUUGUGGGUGUUGUCAGUUGGCUUUGAAUUAAUGGAGCUUACUUUUCGUCAUAUGUUGCCGAAUUUCAACGAGUGUUGGUGGGACAGUAUUAUUUUGGACAUCUUAAUCUGCAAUUGGUUUGGUAUUUGUGCAGGAAUGCGUACUGUUAGGUACUUUGAUGGGAAAACCUAUGAAUGGGUUGGCAUAAGUCGCCAGCCAAAUAUCAUUGGUAAAGUCAAAAGAACAUUGGGGCAAUUUACACCCGCACGAUGGGACAAAGAUGAAUGGCAUCCUUUGCUUGGACCAUGGAGGUUCAUUCAAGUGCUGUGCCUCUGUGUUGUUUUUAUGACCGUGGAGCUCAAUACCUUCUUUCUCAAAUUUUGUCUUUGGAUUCCACCUAGAAACCCCUUGAUUGUUUAUAGAUUGGUUCUGUGGUGGUUAAUUGCUAUACCAACUAUCCGUGAGUACAAUACCUACUUGCAAGACAGAAAGCCUGUGAAGAAGGUUGGAGCAUUCUGUUGGAUUUCACUAGCGAUUUGCAUAGUGGAGCUUCUGAUAUGUGUCAAAUUUGGACAUGGUCUCUUUCCCCAUCCAAUGCCCCCGUGGUUGAUUACAUUCUGGACGACUGUGGGUAUGGCCCUCGUUGUCUUCCUACUUGUUUGGUCAUCGCAUAUUCAUCGAGUAGUGAUGAAAAAAAGGUUAUGAUCGCCUUUCAGAUUUUUCUUCUACCAUUUAUUGUGCCAUGUAAAUAUGCCUCACAUUUGUAAAUGGCGUAAUUGAUGCCUAGACUGGAAACCAGUCUGGCAGGUAGAGGAAAUUCCUUUAUGUUCUGUUUUUUUUUUUGUGGCAAUUAUGUUUUUGGUUUCAAUUCCUCCUGUACUGUUAGUAGCUGUUUUUCUCAAUGACUUUGACUCUUAUUUAUUCAAUUAAACUGUGAGAUAAGUUCAUAUUUGAAAAAUGAAAUCGGUGUUCUCACU
Molecule: messenger RNA, 2037 nt
Organism: Musa acuminata AAA Group (dessert banana)
Lineage: Eukaryota; Viridiplantae; Streptophyta; Magnoliopsida; Zingiberales; Musaceae
Product: CDP-diacylglycerol--serine O-phosphatidyltransferase 1
Exons: 14
Coding region: 443-1765 (440 amino acids)
Biological process (GO): phosphatidylserine biosynthetic process
Molecular function (GO): L-serine-phosphatidylethanolamine phosphatidyltransferase activity
Source: RefSeq, a predicted model, not a curated record